Messenger RNA from Microplitis mediator, 4303 nucleotides. RefSeq names its product atlastin (gene atl). Bases 133 to 2049 code for a protein of 638 amino acids. The record is from RefSeq and is a predicted model, not a curated record. Gene Ontology annotation, molecular function: GTPase activity; GTP binding. Lineage: Eukaryota; Metazoa; Arthropoda; Insecta; Hymenoptera; Braconidae. Gene Ontology annotation, biological process: protein homooligomerization; endoplasmic reticulum organization. The transcript is spliced from 8 exons.
AACUGCAGACUUGGGUCUGCUAUUCGCGUAUGUUGCUAAAGUUAGUAUACCGUCUUUAGUUGUCUGAUGUGAUCAUCAUUCGCGAGUUAAGCAACAGUGUAUGUUAUGUUAAUUAUAUUUUAAAGCUUAAUCAUGAGUGAAAGUAUAAGAAAAGUUGGUAAAAGUACUGGUAAUACUAGGCCAGUAAAUCGACGUAGACUUCCAGAUGGUUUUGGAAUGGUAGCGCGCGCAACUAAACCCCCAGUGACUUAUUGUCUUGACGAAAAUGUUAAUUGUUUAUCAUCACACAAGAUAAGUGAUGAUGGUGGGGGUCGUGUAGGUAAAAAACUCGAUCACGACACGAAAAAAAUAGGAAGGAUAGAAGAGCUGUCCGCAUCAGUGAGAUCAUCAUCGACGUCAAUGGAUGACGAUAAAAAAAAUACGGACAGUGACGACGGUGGCCGACCUGUCCAAGUUGUUUUAACCCAUCCCGAUCAUACAUUUGAACUCGAUGAAGAUGCUCUAGCUGAAAUACUUCUCAAAGAUGACAUUAAAGAUCGUAGUGUCGUGGUCGUGUCCGUUGCCGGUGCAUUCCGUAAAGGAAAAAGUUUUCUUCUGGAUUUUUUUCUUCGCUACAUGAAUUACAAAUAUUUAGAUAAAAAAUCAUCAGAAUCAUGGAUUGGAGAUGAUAAUGAACCAUUGAGUGGAUUUUCAUGGCGCGGUGGCUCUGAACGUGACACAACCGGGAUACUCAUGUGGUCAAAAGUAUUUCCGGGUACGAUGCCAAAUGGAGAGAAAGUUGCCAUAAUUUUAAUGGACACUCAGGGUGCAUUUGACAGUCAAUCGACAGUAAGAGAUUGUGCGACUGUAUUUGCAUUGAGUACAAUGUUGUCAUCAGUACAAAUAUUUAAUUUGUCUCAAAAUAUUCAAGAAGACGAUUUGCAGCAUCUGCAGUUAUUUACAGAGUACGGUCGUCUAGCAUUAGAAAAAUCCGGAAAUACGCCUUUUCAGAAGCUUGAAUUCUUGGUACGUGAUUGGAGUUACCCAUACGAGGCCGAAUAUGGUUCAGAGGGAGGCCAGAAAAUAUUGCAGAGACGUCUUGAGAUCUCUGACCGGCAGCAUCCGGAGCUACAGAGCUUACGCAAACAUAUUAAAUCGUGUUUUUCGGAUAUAUCGUGUUUCCUGAUGCCGCAUCCGGGUCUAAAGAUCGCGACGAACCCGCAAUUUGACGGGCGGCUGGUAGAAAUUGAGUCAGAUUUUAAACAACAGCUAAAAGAGCUGAUACCCUCGUUGUUAGCACCCGAGAAUUUGGUAACUAAAAAAAUAAAUGGACAAACUGUUCGUGCACGUGAUUUAUUAGAAUACUUUAAAAGUUAUAUUAGAAUUUAUAAAGGCGAUGAAUUACCAGAGCCAAAAAGUAUGUUAGUUGCUACUGCUGAGGCAAAUAAUUUGUCUGCGGUUGCUGAUGCUAAGGAUUUGUAUUUACAAAUGAUGGAAUGCGUUUGUGGAGGCGCUAAACCCUUUUUGGCAACCGCACAUCUUGAAUCUGAGCACCAACGGUGUGUUGACAAAGCGCUUCAUCAGUUUUCUAAUAAACGCAAGAUGGGGGGAGAUGAGUUCAGCCAAACUUACAUGGAAAAACUUGUUAAGGAUAUGGAUGAAGCAUUUUUACAAUUUAAAGCCCACAAUGAAAGUAAAAAUAUUUUCAAAGCAGCUCGUACUCCAGCCGUAUUUUUUGCCAUUGCCGUCACUAUGUACAUUUGCUCCGGAGUAUUUGGUCUCGUAGGACUUUAUACUCUAGCUAAUAUUUGUAAUCUCAUUAUGGGAAUUGGUUUAUUAACUCUCGUAUUAUGGGCGUAUAUUAGAUACAGCGGAGAGCUCCGUGAAAUAGGAACACAAAUAGACGAUUUAGCUAGCGGUAUAUGGGAAAACAUAAUGAAACCAAUUUAUCAACAAUUUGUCGAGAAAUCAGUGUCCGUCGCCGUAGCACAAGCAGCAGCUGAAAUAGCAACUAAUUCAACUAUAGGAAACGCAACAUCCGUUAACGGAAAACAUAAAAUGUUGGGAUAAAAUGACUCGGGACUAGUCGGGUAUCUUCGGUUUUUUGUUCCUCGGUAGUGAUAUCAAAAACUGAAGAUAACCGAGUUCCGGUUUUAUUACAAUGUCUGCUUGGUACUCAGAUAUUAUCUCGUGUACAGUAAACCUAGAAUCGUUGCUUUUAUAAUCUGUAGUAAAUAAAUAAGAAUAAAGAUCUUAAUUUUAAUAAACGGAAAUUUUAAAUUUACUAUACACCAAAAAAACCUGAGUCUACGACAGGUGUCGGAAAUACCCGACUUGUGCCGAAUAAUUUUAUUCCACCUGCUAAGGACUUAGAAAUUUUUUUGUAUGUAGUAAAUAUAGAAUCGCUAUUUUAAAUUGGUAGUAAAUAAAUAAAAAGAUCUUAAUUAAAAUAUAUGAACUUCUAGGUUUACUAUAUAUAUAAAUUAUUUGAACCCAUUGCAGAGGUUAGAAUUAGAAAAAAAUUACUCGAGACUUGUCGGCAUUUUGGGUUUUUGUUCGCAAAUGGUAGCCGUAGAAUAGAAACCGAAGAUACCCGACCGAUACCGAGUAAUUUUAUUCUUGUACCUUCUAAGGACUCAAAUAUUAUUUUUUUUACAGUAAACCUAGAAUCUUAUAUUUUAAAUCAGCAGUAAAAGUAAAGAUCUUAAUUAAAAUAUAUGAACUUCUAGGUUUACUAUAAAAAAAAAAAAUUAUUUGAAUUCAUUGCAGGUUAGAAAAAAAUUACUCGGGACUAGUCGGUAUUUUGAGUUUUUGUUCGACCAAUGGUAGCCGUAGGAUAAAAACCGAAGAUACCCGACCAAUACCAAGUAAUUUUAUUCUUGAACUUUCUAAGGGCUCAGACAUUUUUUUAUAGUAAACCCGGAAUCAUUUAUGAUAAAUGUAGCAGACAUCAGACAAAUUUAAAAUUAUAAACAGAGUUAAUAAUUAAAAAAUAUUUAUAAAAAAUGCACUCAUUAAUUUCAAAAUUUUUUUAAUGCGCAUAUUUUAAAAAUUUAAUUGUAUUAUUUAUUAACUCUACUCAUUAAUAAUUUAAAAUUUGUCUGAUGUCUGCAACGUUCACACUCAUAAUUUAUAUUUUAAAUCGGCAGUUAAAAAAUAACGAUCUUAAUUAAAUAAGCUGUGAUUCUAGGGUACUAUUAUUAUUAUUAUUGUUAACGUAAAUGCUAGCGUCUUAAUACAUUCUUAUUUAAAUAAUAAUUAUAAAUUCGGUUGAGUGAAUGUAUGUACAGUAUUUACAGAUUAUAACAGUGUUGUAUGUUGAAAAUUAAUUACUCAACAAUAAACUAUAACUCGUUAUUGUUGACCGUAGGAUCUUUAAUGCACGAUUAAAUGUUUUUAUACAUCUUCAGAGAGUUUAAAGGAAAAAAAAAAUAUAAAUAUAUAUUAAAUCUGUCUAAUAUUUUUAAAUGUAUAGAUAGAUAAGCUGUUUUCUCAUUUACUAUUAUUUUGUUUAAUGUAUAUAAUUAACUGUAACUAAAUACGUCGGCAUGUAAAUGCUGCUUCUAUGCACAUUUGUUUUUUUUUAAAUUGCCAUACUAGGUUUAUUUUAAAUAAUAAUUGGGCAAAUUAGAUGAGUUUUUAAUAUAUUUGUUGUUAAUUUAUUUUAAAAUACAAAAAAAUUAAAUUAAAUUUAUUAAUAAGCUCUCUGCGUAAAUUUUUAUUCAAAGGUAAUGCGUGUGUAAUUAUGGGUAGUAAAUAAAUGCGCAUAUUUUUGUAUAUCAUGUGUAUAAUUAUUAAAUUUAUUAAAUUUUAAACAUUCUUUUAAGCAAAUCGUCGCUUUUUUUAGCGGCCUCUUCCCAAAGUUUGCUGUAAGCUAUCAUUUUUUUCCAGACCAGAGCAUUCGCGGGCUCAAUGUGAGCGGCUUUUUGAAAGUCACUCAGAGCAUUCUCAAUAUUUUUCAUACUUCCGAAGGCGCACCCGCGACGAUACAUCGCCCGGACGUUAUUUUUAUCUCUCGCAAGUACUUUUGUGCAGAGGGAAAUUACGUGCUCGUAGUUGUCGUACUUCAAUUGACACAUCGCCAUGUUGUUGUACAAACUGGUCCUCAGAUUAUUUAUGUCCCGUAGAAGAUCUUCCGGUAACUCGAGAUCAUUUAUGGGCUCCAAGGUUAUAAUCAAGCUUACGGCUUUACUGAAUCUUAUGAACGCGUCUUUUACUCUGUUUUCCUGCAUCAGUUUCAGCGCGCGCUCUUUGUAUUCGGAUGCGGUCAAGUAUUUUUCUGAUGGAGUCCAGUCCCAUAUGGGUUUGAACGGCUCAUGUUUUA